Messenger RNA from Cygnus atratus (black swan), 6027 nucleotides. It is a transcript of the gene MVB12B, whose product is annotated as multivesicular body subunit 12B. NCBI's taxonomy places the organism in Eukaryota, Metazoa, Chordata, Aves, Anseriformes, Anatidae. Gene Ontology annotation, cellular component: ESCRT I complex; late endosome. Gene Ontology annotation, biological process: regulation of epidermal growth factor receptor signaling pathway; viral budding; virus maturation. The coding region runs from base 189 to 1058 and encodes 289 amino acids. The record is from RefSeq and is a predicted model, not a curated record. The transcript is spliced from 11 exons.
CCGGGCCGCCCCGCGCCGCCCCGCCGGGCGAUGAGGAGCUGCUUCUGCCUGCGCCGGGGGAGCCGCGACCCAGCGCCCGCCGCGCGGGCAACACACGAUGUUUGUUCAGACUGGGCAUUGUGAAGUGUAAACCCAGGUCCUACUGGCACCAGCACUCACCUCUGCCUUUUCUAGAAGCAGAUCAGUCCAUGAUGCCUGAAGUGCGAGACCUCUCCGAUGCGUUGCCUGACUUGCCGAUGGAUCCCAUCACGGGCGUUGGUGUGGUUGCAUCCCGGAACCGUGCACCGACAGGUUAUGAUGUAGUUGCACAAACAGCAGAUGGCUUGGAUGCUGACCUCUGGAAAGAUGGCUUAUUUAAAUCCAAGGUCACACGAUACCUGUGCUUCACAAGAUCAUUUUCAAAAGAAAAUAGUCAUUUAGGCAACGUCUUGGUUGAUAUGAAGCUCAUUGACAUAAAGGACACUUUACCUGUGGGCUUCAUCCCCAUCCAGGAGACCGUUGAUACACAAGAAGUAGCUUUCAGAAAGAAGAGGCUGUGCAUUAAAUUCAUCCCUCGAGAUUCUACAGAGGCAGCAAUCUGUGAUAUCCGAAUCCUGAGUAGAUCUAAGCAAGCCCCUCCUCAGUACACAUUCAUAGGGGAGUUGAACAACAUGGGCAUUUGGUACCGGAUGGGCAGAGUUCCCCGCAACCAUGAGUCUUCACAACCUGCUACUCCUGCCCAAGUACCGUCUUCAACACCAGCUCCUAACCUGCCGAGGCACAUCUCGCUAACUCUUCCUGCUAGCUUUCGAGGCAAAAGUCACAGCACUCGCCUGGACUUGGAGCACCAGCACUCAAAUUUGUAUGCUAUAUCAGCGAUGGAUGGAGUACCUUUUAUGAUUUCAGAGAAGUUUGCCUGUGCUCCUGAAGGGAUGCAGCCAGUUGAUCUUUUGGGCAUCACAAUCAAAACCCUUGCAGAAAUCGAAAAGGAGUACGACUACAGCUUCAGGACGGAGCAGAGCGCGGCGGCCCGCCUGCCGCCCAGCCCCACCAGGUGCCCGCCGGUCCCGCCGUCCUGAGGGGGCCGCCGGCGCUGGAGCAGCCGUGUGCGUGCAUACUACUGAGCGGGAUGCGGCGCUAGGGGCCCUGCCAGCAGAGCUCUGCUCGUCCAGCCAUCGCCACCCACCCUGCGCUGCACCGCCUCCUCCCGCACACGUUAUUCCACGCAUUUGGACCGUGCAACCCUUCGGCAGCUGCCCUCGCCCUUGUACGCUGCUGCGGACAAGUCUCCACGUGAGUACGUUACUCAGAGCCUGACUGGCAGUCUCUGGGUUGCUUCUAUUUCCAUGUACCCUGCUGCAGGACAGUCACAAAAACAAUAGACUGUAACGAAGCCCUGUGAACAGCAAGCUGUUAGCUCACAGACAAUCAGGAAUGCUCAGCAGCGAGCCCUGAGAGAGAGUAAAAGAUAACAGCCGGUUAACAGCAAACUCCAGACCUCCUGCCCAAGCUGGCUGCUUUGCUGUCGUCACCCCACGCACGUCGCUGAGCAGGCAGCACCGAGCCGUGGCAGACACUUCAUUGGCCUCCGCUGAGGUCCGGGCAUGCAGCAACUCUGCCGUGGCCAGGUUCAACCCCAGACUGUGGUCUUCGUUUUUGCUGUAGGCUCUUGGAGCCGGGGUCACUUGCUCAGAUCUGCUUUGAGCCCUAUCCACAGUUGCUGGCAAGGGGGAGGAGCACAGAGAUCACGAGCGGCACUGCGGUCUCUGAGGUGAAGCACCUUUGCUUUGCACAGGGUGUCCGCGUGUCUGGCAGGACCUCAAGUGACAAACGUCCCACGUGUCUUUCUGGGCUGGAUGCUGACGGCAAGCCAGCAAGACCGCUGCAACGUCACGCUGACCCCUUGCUGCAGCAGCCUGCUGAGCUGUGGCCCUGCUGACAAGGCGGAUGCUAUCACCUGUCUGUUACUUUGGACAGUUUUCUCAUUUUUGCCCCGCGAGCUGCUAAAACAAAAGAGAUGUGCCUGUUCCCCUUUGCACUCAUGGAAGGAAGCACUGAAGUCUGGCGUAGCGCAGGAUGAGAGUUGAUGCAUUAAACCUGACCUCAGCCUCCUUGUGAUCAGUGACCUUAGCUCACUUCUGAGUCAAAUGCAUGUCUUGGAGAACUCAGUUGCUGUAAUGAGUUAUUUAGGAAUGCCCAUCUGACUCUGUGCUGCUUUUUCAAGUCUCUGCUGUAGAACAAAACUACAUCAUGGCAGCAAAAUGGCAAUUUUUAAGUGUUCAAAUGUACAACUUUUUGUAUUGUAAAAUACUGAUUACCUAACCCUAUUGAAACGCAAUUGUCAUAGUAACAAAUAACAGUAUUGCCGCUCUCGGUCUGGGUCACAUGUAUGCCCUGACCUGCUUUGCACUGCUUUUGGUUGAUCUUGUAUUUUGUAGUUGGACAGAAUGGUAACUAACAGUAGGUUUUGUACUGUCGGCUUGUAUUUUUUAUUUGUACAUAUGUAAAAUAUUUCUUGUCCAAAGAUUCAUUUCUGGUUUUAAAGCACCAUACCAUAUCUGUAGGAUAAUGAGCACAAUAUACCUUAACAUUCAGGAUAGACUGACUCCAGUUACUUGCUUUAACUCCUUCUAAUCAGGUGAUAAUUUUCUAAAACUGCCUCUGUAAAGCAAGGCUGUGCGAUUUGAAAGCAUAGGCAGAUUUGGUUGCAGGUGUGUCAUAAUUUGGUCAAAAGAGUUAAAGCUAUGUCAUUUGCAUCAACUCUGAAGGUUUGGUUGACCCCCUGGAAGUGCUCAUUUACUUGAAGGUUGCAGCACCAUUUUUAGUUCUUAUUUAUCCUGCAGGAAAGCAAAGCCAGACCUCACUGCCAAGCUUCACAAAGGCUAGAUUGAUGAUGCCGACAUCAACAAAUGAACAUACCAUGGCAGCCUGGUCAUUCGGCUCAGGUUCACUUGAAGUUCAAAUCCACUCUACGCUGUAGUAGUAUGCCCAUCUCAUCCAUCUUUUGUCGUUCUGUUUUUCUGCUUGUAAUUUGUUCUGUAGUUUUCUGUGGCAUCCACUUAUAGCUUCUCCUUUAGUGGACACUGCAGGUAGGUCGAAGCUGACUGCAGCAGUGCAUUCCUCAAAGCUUUGGGACGACAGAGUUGCAAAUAGCUGACCUUCCCUGUUACUGAUGGUGGGCGAGCAAGGGCUGCAAGGCUAGUGCUAAGCUGCCAGUGCAAAGUCUGCAGAGCUCCAGGGGCAGUUUUUGCUGCCAAGAGAGGGAGACAGCUCAAGGAGCACCUCCUCCAUCCACGUCUUCCUGUGCUGAAGGCAGGACUGACUGUGCCACAGUGAGGAGCAGCUUUGGGAGCUGCCAAGCUCAGCAUCCAGGCGAGCAGUUCCUACGUAUGUCUUGGGAAAAUGGGCACAUAGCUUUGAGUCCCUUCCCAUGAGAUUUAGCUUAGAGCAUCUGGAGAUAAAACUGAUGCUUUAAUAUUUAUAGCAACAGUUGCACUUGCUCAGUCUUCUUAGUGAUAGUAAGUUCAGCUUUCUCUUCAGUGACCUACAAGAAACACUGGAUGGCUCAAAAUGCUGCCAGGACAUCCAGCUGGGACAAGCAUCUAAGAAAUCUUCGGGAUAUAUUUGUAUAGUUGGUUCUCACUGUCUCUUCUCUUACACUGGCCUAGCAAAACUACUUCAGGGAUGCAUCUGCAAAGAAACUUGGAAGAUAAAUUUGCACCGUGGCACUUCAAAGAUAGCUGUUAUUGAAAGCAUGAACAGUACAACUGCAGUUCUGUCUGUAUGAGUGCAGUAGAGAUGUUUUGAGUAAAGAGCUACAGCUGCUGAAAGCCAGUUGUGCUCUCAGACAUACUAACCAGAGGCUAGAAAACCGUGGACAUCUCCAAAGUGGAGAGGGCUCAUAGUCAAUACUCAGAAGCACAGUGAGACAAACAGCACAGUGUGACUGAUUUUACCUUCUCAGUCCACCGAUUCUAGGAAGCUUUCCUGCUGCACCUCUGAAUUCCGCAUAUCGCGGGCAUCAGAUCAGCACUGCCACAGGCAGGUUCUGUUUGCUGUUCUGUAACUUUCGUACUCUCAGUAACUCACUGCAAGGCCGGUCCUUGCAUCCUCACAGCAAUGUGCCAGAGCCAGCACAAGCAUCCCUCUGCAUCUUCCGCCCUCCCUGUCGAAUAGGCAAGUGUGCUACCACUGGUCCAGGCAGUAAAUAUUCAGGCAGCCUGAUAUUGAUGUUUGUCUGUGGAGAAGCCUUCUGGGGCAUAAGGGGCGGGGAUGUGUCAGUGGGAAGCAACAGAAGUGGAUUUGCAGAGCUUUACCAGAUGUGUUUGGCUACCUUCUUUCUAUUUCUAGAACAAAACUGGGCACCAGGUAGCUUAAUCUUGUGGCUGAUGCAGAGAUUAGUUUGCCAAAUUAUCCAGCAGAUCCAUAUCUCUGCAACAGAGACAGAAGAGCAGCAGUGAGGGGUUUACUUACUGUAAAAUAUACCUUGCGAUGUGAGUUAGUAGUGACGUGCUGCCUCCUGGAUUUCCCACAGCAAAGAGCGUACCAAGAUGAUUCAUGGACCGUCCGGGACAGACGGCAAUGUCUAACAUGUUAAUUGUGGAAAGGCAAGAAGUUAGUGCAGAAAGUAAUGUAAAGCGUGAACUUUGUGGUAAAAUUCAAGUGUGGACUGACUUAGCAGAUGUCUUCCUGUGGGAGCAUCUCGUAGCUGUAGUUGUAUAGGAAUAAACUUUGUCAGACUUCGUUCCUUUGACUGUCACUGAGAUUGCCCUCAGUGUUUGUAGGAAAGGAUCCCUUGUGAGCCUCCCGUGUAGUAGGACGUUGUUGGUAGUUUGUAACUUUGGGCUUGUUGGGUUUCACACCCGCCCCGUGCCCCUGCUGGUUUCCUGAACUCCUCAAACCGAACCUGCGACCUCAGAGCCUGUAGGAAGUGCUGACUGGGCACGGCACUGCAAGGUGGAUGCUGGUGGCGAGGGAGUGCGUCCAGGAGCCUGGGCGCCUGCUGUUCCUUGUGGCCCUGAAAAUCUCCUCAGCCGAGGGAGGUCGGGACGCGGCGCCCUCCUCAGCUGGCUAGGCCCACAUUCGCCCUCACCCCACAUCGCGUGGGUCUGUCCGCCCCAGGCCUUGCCCACGCACCGGCGGCUGUCCCACGGAGCAGGCGUGGCGGCGGCUCCCCGGACAGGGCACACGCGGCCCUGCCGCCCGUCCCGCCUGUGCCACACUGUGCUGGCGCGCCAGGGCUGGCCUGCUGUGGCUCUGCCUCGCCAUCUUUCAAACCGCACACGGCACAGAUGGCUGUGUAAAAUGGUGCCUAUGACACUCGGCUUGCCCGUGUUUUUAAAAUAAGAAGAAAGUAAAACUCCUGCUGUGCCCACCUCACGGCUAGGGAGUGUUGCUGGCGGACUGAGCGCCUGGCGAGGGCGCCCAGAGCCCCAGCCCCAUGGCACGGCCACGUCCCCCAGCAGUGCCCUCGUGCGAUGGGGCCGGGCACGCUGCAGAGCUGCCCUGGGCCCUGCAGGCCCUUGCCGGGGGAGUCCCCCUCCUGAAGCACGUGUCUGCGUUUAAGCAUUACCUCAGCCUCCAGCCUUGAUGAACAGACCGGGUGUCCCGGCAGCGGGGCAGCCGAGCGGUGUCAGUUAGCUGUUCUGAGCCAUAAACCAGCAGUGCUGCAGGUAGGGGGGGUGUUCCUCUGUUAAUUAAAAAGCUCAGUAAGGUGCUGCUCAAUUCAUUCAAUACAGGGAAACCAAACAGUUUGGAUAUUAUGGUCAUUUAUUGUGAAAUUCUUUCUAAACAGCAGCAGUUUUGAAUGCCAUCAUACAAACGUGAGAGAAACCUUUUAUGCAGUUGGAAAGUGUUUUUUUAAGAUGCUAUGCAUUUUGUUGGGUUAUUGAAAGUGAAUUUACUGUGCAUUAAUCUAAUGAAUGUUAUUACCUUUUGUAUUUAUUUUAGAUGACUCUCCUGUAUUUUACAAAGGGAAGUUUCAUUGUGUGAUAACUUAGUCUGUAUUCUUAAUAUAAUUGUUAAAUAAAAUUUGUUUUAAUCAGUUUA